UUUUUAAAGAUAUAUUUUCAACCCCUCCCCAAAAAUACAUGCAUUGACCUCAACUAGGACCUCGAUAUAAAUUGAAUGUGUGAGUGAGUGUCAUCAGUUCCUCCAUACAAACAUAUCUCGCUUGAUUCUUGAUGAUGAGCCAAAGCGACAGUUCACUGACUAAUUGCACCAAAAAAAAAAACCCUAAUAAAAAUUGCCACCUGACCGGUUUGGUAUGUAAAAGCUGUUGGAACAAGGCGCACUGAAGGCAUCACGUAACCACACAGCUGCAUGGGCUAGAAGGGGGCAGAACUUCCAGCAGCAGUGCAUUUCUCACAUGCCUCACUCAAAGCGUUCUCAUACAGUUGUGGAUGGUCUUGAGCGGAUGGACUAAAAAUGUGUCAGUCAGUUAAGCGCCGGUGUGCCAAACGCGGCCUGCGAUUGCUGGCGGCGGCUCGUCUGUUGCAGGUGGAAGGAAAAGUUUACAACUGAAGUUUGAUCAAGGGAGUGUAUGUUGUAAACCAAACAUGUUCACAACCUACAUAAAGAGUCUGAAUGAUAUGGUAUUUACCACGUCUGAGAACUCAGAGGAGCAACAGAGUCCUGGGGUCUUGGGCCGAAUCGGGAACUGGCUUUCGCCAUGGAAGGGAAAGAGUCCCAAAACUCCGACGGAAAAUUCAUCCCCCACUUGCGAUCAGGCGGUCGAGUCCGAGGGAGAGUCUUGUGAGGAAGACACACACGCCGAGGCAAAGAAACGAAAGUGGGAGGAGAAGGAACAACGCUCCAAUCCUGAUCCACUUGGUCCCUCAAGAGACAUUUUCCGCUUUGACGAAGCGGACGCCAUACAGUCUGCCCACAGAGACGACUCUGUUGCGAGCGGCAAAGUGACUCCUCCUAAAGAGGAGGAGCUUUUAUUCAGCAAAAGGCAGCGAAUAGGGCAGGCCAAGGAGGGCUGUCAUGGUACUUGGGUGAGCGGGAAUUCUGAACGGUUUGCCUGUCAUUUGACGGAUCUCUCCGCCAACGCCUCCUCCUCGGAGCAGGGUGUGGUAUGGAACUCUGACCGGGUUAACACCCAGCCUUUGCCCCAGAAAACAACACAGUCCCUGGCAGGAAGGAAGCUCCACGUGUACGUAGAAGAGACCAGCGUGACUCACUGCGGGCAAGACACCUUGACGGGGCAGGAAGUGAUCCGCACCACCAUCGAGAAAAAGCUGCCCGUCUUAUCAAAGUCGAAAUCGCCAAAGUCGCCUUCCUUUGAUUUGUCACGGGGCUCAAGUUCAAGAGCGGACGAGAGCACGCUUGCAAAUUUGAAGCCUGUGGUCGUGCCGCAAGAGGGCGUGUCGCAGAAAUUACACAAAGACUGGCUUGAACUCGGCGCAGAGCAAACAGAGGCUGACAAAAUGGGCCGUAAAAACUCAGCUAAAAAGAAAUCAAGAAAGACCUCUCAGGGAGAUGACGCAUGCAGCCCUCAGGGAAAAACGUCUCCCGAUGUCCAACCCGGUCAAGAAGGAUUCCCCUCAUCUGACAGCUCAAAGACCAGCCCACAGGGAGAAAGUACACAGAGUCACGGUGAAGUGCAGCCUUUAGACUCCUCCUCCGAGCACAGCCUCACCUCGUCGGCCUCACCUGGAGGUGGGGAAAAUGAGACUUCCUGUCCCAAGCAUGCGGACAAAUUCCUGGGCUCGGGAUCAGUCGCCGCUGUUGAUGGCGGUGCAGUCAUGGAGGACGACGACAGUUUUUACAAAGUUGUGCGCAAGACAGAGACCCCGGAGUCCAAACGGAGAAGUAUCAAGGUUUCUCGGACAGAAGUGAAGCUUUUCCCCAAAAACGUGCCUUUGAACGCGGAGAAAAGUAUAGCAGAAGUGGAGCUGGAAUUGGCACCGGACCAAGAGAAAAAUAAAGCCAAGGAAGAGCUCAAAACAGAAGUUGAUACAAGGGAGCAGGACAAGAAACUCGAGGAUAAACCAGUUAUUGGCCGAAUUACAGAUAAGAUCAACAUAUUUGAGCGCCAGGGAGCUGUGACGGGCCUCAAAAGAACUUUCCAAAUCCCCCGGAGCGCUGAUGUCUCUCCUGCUCGGAAAGAGACCGCGAAGCUCAAAGCUGAAUUUUUGUCAUCGACGCAGAGAUCGAAAUCAGCUGAGCGAUAUGACGGCGCUACGUCCAGCCCCGUGCCACCGGAAAAUGAGAUUCCACUGACGGUGAAAGAGAGAGCGAGGAACUUUGCGGAGGAAUCAACAAAGCACUCGAAAUCAAUGCUGCCUCAAAAAUCAGCCAAGACAGGAAUGGCAAAAAAGUUGGCCACAUCUGCGGCAACCACUGCAUCAAAGUCAUCCAAACCCGACAGUCAGGGUAAACUGGAUACAAAAGCAAUGACAGGGAUAACACUAAAACCCGGUGGACAGGAUACCUCUGCUGUGAGGGCGAAAGGUUCCAUACCACGGGAACAACAUGGCACACAGUCCUCAAAGACCGCAGAUCAGGGUACGAAAUCCAACAGCAUAGACUCAAGUAUUGCGACGAAAGGCGCGGGUGAUCACGUAGAACUGACCAAUAAUACAAGCGCACGGUCCAAGGCCACUAGCAAACCAGCGUCUCGUUCCAAGCGAAGAAAAAGCAGGGAGGCAACCAGUCCGGUGAGCGAAGAUCGGGAAAGCAAGCCAAAUCUAAGUCAGCAAGAUGCCACUUCGGUCAAAAGUAAGGUUGACGAUGAUGUUUUUCGGCAACCUGAUAAAGUGGAUGGAGUCCUCUCCAAUAAAUGUAUAUUUGUAAAAGAAUCCGACAAAUCCGAUAAACAGUCGCCGUCGACUGAUGCUAAAGUCAUCGAUAAAUUGGUCAACAGAGUGGAGGCUUUACCUGAACCGACAGCUGUCAACAAAGACGAACCUGAUACCGCUGCUUCUAACAGAAAAACCAAGAAACCUAUUGACAGGGUUCCCGUUAGUUUAGCCCAAAAGGGGGCAAAGGCCGAGAGAGAAAUUCCAUCACCCAAACAGGAGGUCAAAAUUACAGCAGAGGAUAAAUCGUCCUCCCGCUCACAGUCAGCCGAACGGGAGCCUGCCCCGGUGGUUCGGAUCCCACCUGCCGAAGGUCCAAAAUUCGAUGUGGAAGCACCACCGCGGCCUGUACCGACAAGUAGACUAAAAACAAUUCGGCACGUUAAAAAAGACACAGAACACGCACACCAAAACUUGGAAACAAAGCCAACGAGUCGGAGUCAGAUAAAAGAUGUUGAUAAAUUAGAAAGGUCACAUGGUGACAACAGCAGCCAGGCUGAAGAAAAUCUUAUCCCGUCAGACAAAACACAAACUCAAGUGACAACCCCAAUUUCACAGUCCAGACAAGAAAAUUCCGGGACAGGGGAAAGCGAAGCGAUGGAUAAUCAGAAAAAUCAGACGGGGAGAAAAGAGGACACAAGGCCCGGCGGAAAUGUUAAAAAAGCGGAGUUGGAAAACAAUGAAGAAGCCGCAAACCUCCCGACGAUAACACCGACUGCCAACCAAACGGUUAUUACAAAUCCAGAGAUAGCUGAGAUCACCGCCCUCACACAGAAAAUGGAAAUAAAAAGUGCCCGAGGCUCUUCCGAUGAUUGUGCACCUGCGGAAAAACUUGAAGCGUUUCGAAGUAAGGCUUCAAAAAAACAUGAGGGCAUUGGCGCCGAGUUUGUCAGCGCAACGCCCGAGCGAGCGCCUGCAAUUGUCUCCUAUGACCCCCCUGCGCCGAUCAGCGCACAGACUGACAAGACGGCGACUGUUAAAGAGUCGACCAAUAUUUCUGUUCAAAGCACUGAUGGGAAACCUCAAGGCAGUCAGACUCAACGCUUAGCAGCACACUCAGAAGCUGUCGAAGUUAAAGUCUCGACAACAAAACCGAGUCGCCCUCAGUCUGAGGAACCGAAUAAUACGGUGAGCACAAGUGAUCUUCCUCCAUUCAGGGGUUUGGAGAAAAGAUCCGACGGCGGCCUUUCCAGCACCGCAGAGGCUUUGCGAGGGAAGAUCGAUAAGAAAGGGAUUGAGCCACCAGAGAUUAUUGUGCAUCCCACGACUGUUAACGCUGAUCUUUCUUCCAAACUUCAAGUCAAAGAUGAACCAGGAAAUAAGCCCAGUCCAACUCCAAAAGUAUUAACUUCCCCAGAGUCUAAAAAGCUGAACUCAGACUCAGUCCAGCCGUCGUCCCCGAAGAGGAUGCAAUCGCAGCGAGGACUAAGCAGGGACGAUUCUUCCUUUCAACAGGACGCCCCAUCGAGUUGGCUCGAUGUGGACUUUCCCAAGCAGAGACUUAAACUCCCAGGGACCAAGCUGAGUGCCUCCGUCAGCGAGAGCAAUCUUCUGGACAAUGAUGAAUUCGAUGAUGAAAACUUCAUUGAAAAAAUCCAGAAGCUGUGCGCUCCCUUUUCCCUACCGCCUCGUAAACACAAUCCGCUCAGGCCGCCCCAGCCCCCAUUUGCGAUGCCAGCCAUCAAGGAAGACCAUUUUGAGAAGACGUUUGACCCGGAUGAGUUUAAAUUUGGCCUGAGGAAGAAAAACCGGACCUUCGACACAGGCCCGAGCCUUUUAGCUAAGCUUCAAAACCCAGAAACCAAAAGUGGCGCUAAGCCAGCGAGGGUGAGCAUCGCUGAUCGGUGUCUUUUGAUCAGUAGUCUGGAAGCUUCUUCUCAUGCAAAAGACAAGACCCCGAAGAAAGAGCAGGAGACAAGUAAGGAGGAGAAAGAGGACCACGUUAUUGUCAAGUCUCGCUUGCAGGGAAGCUGCGUACUCAGCAGCCUCAAGAGUUCCAGCACCAGGGGGAGAAGAAAUGGAAUUCAGGCGCUGUCAGAAAGUACCAACUCUCGGGAUGCAUCGCCCCAGCUCAGCCCUUCGUCAGAGUCAACCUCACCCCUUCCGACCGCCACCAGUUCAUUUGCCGAAAAUUUCACCGCGCCGUGCGGGGACCAAAUGCAGCCUACAGCAGCUGCGGUCAGUGACUCAGGUCCUCCGUUUCCCUCUUUUGACGACAUCAAGUUGCCUGACUAUUUAGAGAAGUACCUCCCUCGGGAAGCAGCAAAUUCAGCCCAGAGCAUGGAGGAACACCCGCAAAUGAAAGCAGAGGCUGCUGCAAAAAUAGCAACUACAGCUUCUGUCACUGAAGCAGAUCUGGUUGGAAAACCAAGUUUGAACCUCCCGAAUGCUGUGCCUCCCACUUUUGGAAAUAGAAGUGGAAAUCCACCUCAGAUUUACCCGCCACUUUCAGAGUUGAAGCAGCCUGUGACUCAGAGGAUACAUACUAAUCAUGCGAGGACUGCCAGGGGAUUUCACAAGCGACCUGGAAAGAUUGUGUUGUUCCAAAAUGCUGAGUUCAGCGGGCAAGCCUACGAGAUCUACCGGGAUGUCCAAGACGCGACUCAGCUGCAGUUCUCCAGUAUCAUAUCUGUGAAGGUCAUACGUGGAUGCUGGAUCCUCUACGAGAAGCCAGACUUUCAGGGACGCUGUAUCGCUUUGGAGGAGGGGGGCCUUGAACUGACAAACGAGUGGGCACAACCCGAGGAAAACAACACCUCGCCCAUGCUGAUUGGCUCGAUUCGACUUGCCGUAUGUGAUUACUGCACACCUCAUAUUGAUCUGUUCACUGAACCGGAGGGCCACGGUAGAGUGACAGCUUACCACGAUGACGCCAUCGAGACCGGAUCAUUUGGCAUCCCCCUGAGCACCGCCUCCAUCCAAGUUCACUCUGGGGUGUGGCUGGUGUUCAGUGAUCCGGGGUUUCAAGGAAUGCUGGCUGUUCUCGAAAGAGGAGUGUACCCCGUACCUGAGACCUGGGGCUUCCCCUCACCAUUCGUGGGCUCCCUCAAACCCCUCAAAAUGGGUGGUUUUAAAGUGGAGAACCCAAAUGAAGUGAAGGCUUUGGUGUACGAGAAGCCCGGACUGGAAGGUCCCUAUUUGGAAAUCGACAGCGAUCUUUUCAGCUUUUGCAAAGGAGACGAAACCGACGCCGACACUCACGAGAUGAAGUCUGUGGGUUCUUUGAAAAUAAUUGGAGGAUUUUGGGUCGGCUACAGCGAGGAAGCGUUUGAAGGGCAACAGUACAUGCUGGAGGAAGGGGAGUACCUGGAUUGUAGCGACUGGGGAGACUCGGGGCAGAUUCUGUCACUGCGACCCAUCCUGGCUGAUUUCAUGACACCGCACCUCAAACUGUUCAGCAACCAAAACUUCAGCGACCGGGGAGUCAACAUCGACCUCGUCGUGCCCGUCAUCAACAUGGACGACACGGGUUACGGCACCAAGACGCAGUCUGCUGAUGUCAUUCGUGGCAUCUGGGUAGUGUUUGAAGAGCCUGGUUUUUGUGGGGAGUCCUACAUCCUGGAAAAGGGCUUGUACGGAAACCCGGAGGACUGGGGUGCACUACAGGACCGGAUUGCCUCAGUCAUGCCCGUUGUGCUGGAUGAUUUUGAGAACGUGGCCAAGUUCAAAGUGCAGCUUUUCUCCGAGCCAGGCUUUCAAGGCAACCUCGUCACUUUGGAGGACAGCGUGGCUACCUUGCAGCAAGGCUUCUCCGUGGCCUCCUGCAAGGUCCUGGUGGGCAGCUGGCUGGCGUUCGAAGAUCAGGACUUCGCUGGCAGGAUGUACCUGCUGGAGGAGGGCAACUACCAGGAUGUGAGGGCAAUGGGUUGCGUCAACGCGUCGACCGCCAUCCGCUCGUUACAGACUGUCGGCUUUGAGUUCUCUCAGCCGUCCAUCAUUCUUUUCGAGCGUUGCGAUCUGCGUGGAAAGCGGGUAGUGCUGACAGACGGGUGCGUCAACCUUCAGCUGGCUGAGGGCUGUGCCCGGGUCCAGUCGGUGCUGGUGGAUGGUGGCAUGUGGAUAUUAUAUGAGGGCAUCAACUAUCGCGGUGCUCAGAUUUUGCUCAAACCCGGUGAGGUACCCAACUGGCACCAGUUCAGUGAGUGGAGUAAAAUCGGAUCACUCCGUCCCCUUUUACAGAGGCGCGUGCACUUCCGAUUAAGGAACAGACAAACGCGGCUUUUGAUGUCCGUGACGGGCGAUCUGGAAGACAUCAAACUUCUGCGGAUUCAAGAGGCCGAGGAGACUAACGGUCUUGAGCAGAUCUGGGUCUAUCGCGGCGGCCAUCUUCACUGCAAGCUCCUUGAGGAGUGUUGCCUGAGUCCCAGUGGCAGUGUGACCAUAGCGGGAAGCCGUGUGGGACUCAUGCCAGAGGUGGACAACCACGUCUGGAGUAUCACCCCCGAGGGUUUCAUCCGGUACAUGCCGACCUCUGAUCUGGUCUUGGAGGUGAAAGGGGGACAUCAUUAUGACAAAAACCAAGUGAUUCUCAACACCCUGGAUCCAAACAAAGCACACCAAAAAUGGGAUGUGGAAAUUAUUUAAGACUAUAACAUGCAGCAAGACCGGUAUUCAAGGACCGGGUGCACAUUUGCUGGCAACGUUCGCCGUGGAAAGACCUAUGAAAGAAUGUAUUCCCCGCUGACUUAAAAUACAAGCAGUGAGCUUUGAACUUGAAAGAAGACCUUCCAAGUCCUACAGCUCAAGGUUAAUGUUUUCCUUUUUUUUCCCCCAGUGAAUGAAUCAAUGUACCCAUUUUGUAAAUUAACUUAAAACAGUGUUAACGCGUCUCAUGUAUUUUUAUUCCCAACGUUAUAUCACACAUUCUUCAGCAAUAAAAACAAAAGUUCGACUUA
Hippocampus comes (tiger tail seahorse) is the source of this 7648-nucleotide messenger RNA. Its product is annotated as absent in melanoma 1 protein-like. The record is from RefSeq and is a predicted model, not a curated record. Bases 507 to 7337 code for a protein of 2276 amino acids. The transcript has 23 exons. Lineage: Eukaryota; Metazoa; Chordata; Actinopteri; Syngnathiformes; Syngnathidae.